Triticum aestivum (bread wheat) is the source of this 1661-nucleotide messenger RNA. RefSeq names its product formamidopyrimidine-DNA glycosylase. Gene Ontology annotation, cellular component: nucleus. The transcript has 10 exons. Gene Ontology annotation, biological process: base-excision repair. The record is from RefSeq and is a predicted model, not a curated record. NCBI's taxonomy places the organism in Eukaryota, Viridiplantae, Streptophyta, Magnoliopsida, Poales, Poaceae. Bases 119 to 1003 code for a protein of 294 amino acids. Gene Ontology annotation, molecular function: DNA-(apurinic or apyrimidinic site) endonuclease activity; zinc ion binding; damaged DNA binding.
ACGCGUGAGGAGACGCCCAAACUCAGCCCAUUCGCACAGGGGCUCGCCGUGCUGCCCCUGCCCCUGCCUGCCUGACACUGACGCCGGACAGGACUCAGGGGAGAGAGAGAGAGCGGAGAUGCCGGAACUGCCGGAGGUGGAGGCGGCGCGGCGGGCGCUGGAGGCGCACUGCGUGGGCCGCCGCAUCACGCGCUGCGCCGUCGCGGACGACCCCAAGGUCGUCGUCGCUGCCGCCGGGCGCGUGACCUUCGAGCGCGCCAUGGUGGGCAGGACCAUCGUGGCCGCGCGCCGGAGGGGCAAGAAUCUCUGGCUCCGCCUCGACGCCCCGCCCUUCCCCUCGUUCCAGUUCGGGAUGGCAGGUGCGAUCUACAUAAAGGGCGUUGCCGUCACAAAGUACAAGAGAUCGGCUGUCAACUCCGAGGACGAGUGGCCCUCCAAGUACUCCAAAUUCUUCGUCGAGCUUGAUGAUGGCUUGGAGUUUUCUUUCACUGAUAAGAGGCGCUUUGCAAGAGUUCGGUUAUUUGAUGAUCCUGAAACGGUACCUCCAAUUUCUGAGUUAGGUCCAGAUGCGCUCUUUGAGCCGAUGUCUGUUGAUAAUUUUGUGGACUCACUGAGCAGGAAGAAGAUUGGAAUAAAAGCUCUUUUACUUGAUCAGAGCUUCAUAUCAGGCAUUGGUAAUUGGAUUGCAGAUGAGGUGCUUUACCAGUCGAAAAUCCAUCCAUUGCAGAUUGCUUCUAGCCUAACAAGGGAGAGUUGUGAAGCGCUACACCAAAGCAUCCAAGAGGUUGUGACAUAUGCUGUCGAUGUUGAUGCUAAUUGUGAUCGCUUUCCUGUGGAAUGGUUGUUUCAUCACCGCUGGGGCAAGAAGCCUGGUAAAGUCGAUGAUGAACUGCGGCAAUUAUGCAGGAAAAUAGGAAUGCCAGUAAUUAUGUGCUCCAGUUUGUUAUCCUUUGGCCCUCGUCAGAUUUAUCCAGUUUCUGGUUAUUGCAGGAAAGAAAAUUGAAUUCAUAACAGCUGGUGGCAGGACUACAGCCUAUGUGCCACAACUGCAGAAGCUGACUGGGACCCAAUCUAACAAAAAAGUAGUGGCUAGCCCAGGGCAAGUGAGCGAGGAUGGUGAUGCCAAGGAAGCAGGGGCAGAAGUAGAAGUGGAAGCUGAUGAUGAUUUGAAGCCAAGAAAGAGAGUGGCAACAUUCAAGGCUGCCAAGGGACAUUAAAACAAGGAUGCCAUAAGUGCCCCUUCCAAAAUAACAAGGAAAAUUGCUGGUGGCAAGAAGAAACAAAGCAUUAAACAUGGCAGCAAAGAUGAUAUGAAGACUACAGGACGAAACAAAGCUGGUGCUGGUAGCAACUAUGAGCAUGGUUUGGACGAACCUGCUGCUAAGAUGCGCAAAGUAUCAGGCCGGGGUACAAGAAAUUCGUCCAAGAAUAAACCGAAGACUACCAAAUAAUUAAUCUGGAAGAAGAUAAAAGUGUAUGGUGGUUACACGUUGUCUAACAUCAGUUUAGUGUAGAGUAUGUUGGUUAUGUGUUUUAUACUACAUUCCAGUGAUUAUGAAACCAUUUGAAAUCCCCGGAAUUUCGUAACCUUGUCUCGGUUUCUUGAACUGCAGCAGUAUCGUGUUACCGUAUGAACAGAAAAUGCAUCUGUUUGAACUUUC